Messenger RNA from Paramecium pentaurelia, 690 nucleotides. Lineage: Eukaryota; Ciliophora; Oligohymenophorea; Peniculida; Parameciidae. The record is from the annotation of a GenBank genome assembly.
UUAUGAUGUUUUAAACAAAGAAGUCCAAUAUAAAAUUUACUGUUGAUUAAAAAUUCUAUACAUCCAUUUAAAAAAAUGUGACUGAUAACAGGUCUGAUAAAGGAUGUUCCUCAAAGAUUCCUGGAAAUAGUUAUAAGGUAUCAAAUAUUCUAAUAAAAGAUGGAAAAAUCCUGUAAUCCAGUACAUAUAACAAAGCAAUCAGAACCUAUCUUAAAAUAAAUUCCUUCUUUAAUAAAUUAAAGGAAAAUAAGUGAUAAUUAACAGCAGGCAAAUAGAACAGAAGUAACAAAAUGUUACAUAGGUAAUUCUCAGCUGAUACAAAAAUUAAUAUAAGAAAAUAUUUAACUAAAAGAAUAAAACUUAGCAAAAGAUUCAAUUAUAAAUUAGUUGAUAACAAAUAAUGACACAUCUUAAGUUAAUUAGUUGAGAGCAAGCACAUCACAAACUGAAAGACAAUGUAAUAAGUUACAAAACUUACAAAACAAGUAAAAAUUAAUACAAAUAUCUAGAUAGAAGAAUUCAUGUAAGAGUAUGGAAGAACUAUCUUCCUUAGGAUUUACAUUUUGUAAUACAGAACAUAAAAAUAACAUAUUAGAAUCUGGAUAAGUCUCUAUAAAAUCAUCAAAAAGUCCUAAUAAAUUACCAAAAGAAUUUUAGAUAAUACCAAGUCAAAAAAAGUAUUUUGUUUGA